AUGAGCUCAAAGAAUUUAUUCGAUCUCCUUCAAGACGAUGAAGAUGUCGAAAAGACUGGAAAAACUAACACCAAAGCUAAUACAGCUUUAAACACUGGUGCCACCACCACCACCACCAAAAAAACCACUGAAAAGAAAUCAGAUAACAAAGAAAAAUCACCAAGAAUCGGCGGUCAAAACAAACCACAAAGAAAGAUCACCAACAGCACCAACGGUGAAGUCGUCUCAGAAGAAGGUCGUUCAUCAACCAAGAGAGACAGCAAAACCCACGGCAGAACUCCACGUACUGACGCUUCUGGUAACAUCCGUAACCGUCAAUUCGACCGUAAAUCAGGUACUGGUCGUCCACACAACGAAAACAAGAAAGGUGGUGCCGGUCAAAACAACUGGGGUAAAGAAGGUUCAGUCGAAGAAGCUGCUGCUCCAGCCAAUACCACCGAAGAAAAACCAACUGAAGAAGCUACCAUUGCCGUUCCAGCUGUUGAAGACAAAACCAUCACUUUAGCUGAACACUUCAAACAAUUACAAUCCCAAUCAGUUGCCCAAGAUGCUCCAAAGAUCAGAGUUGCUGGUGAAGGUGAAUCAACUGCUCAAUGGGACGAUUUCGAACCACUCGUCAAAGUCAGCCCAGUCAACAAAAAAGAUAACAAAUCAACCAAAGAAGAAAAGAAAACCAAAAAGAACUUCAUCCAAGUUGAAUUAAAAUCAGGUUCAUCAAAACCACAAAACCGUAGAGGUCCAAACAAAAAAGCUCAAGCCCCAGAAGUUGACGAAAAAUCUUUCCCAGCUUUAUCAAAGGCUUAA
Dictyostelium purpureum is the source of this 804-nucleotide messenger RNA. RefSeq lists its product as uncharacterized. The record is from RefSeq and is a predicted model, not a curated record. NCBI's taxonomy places the organism in Eukaryota, Evosea, Eumycetozoa, Dictyosteliales, Dictyosteliaceae. Gene Ontology annotation, molecular function: RNA binding. Gene Ontology annotation, cellular component: nucleus; cytoplasm. The transcript is spliced from 3 exons. Bases 1 to 804 code for a protein of 267 amino acids.